AUGAUUGUAGGGCUAUGCGAAACCGAGGGAUCUUGCAGGCACUGCGCAGACGGCAGGUAUUCAUAUUAUCGUUGUCGAAUGCAGGAUGAUUGCUUUAUUGGAGAAAUAUGCGACGACGGAUUCUGUUGUCCAAACAGUCUGCCAACAUUUUCGCUUCAACGAGAACAAGCGAAAUCGAAUCAGACAUUUGAUCCACAAAAAGGGGAUCCAUGUCCGGACGGAUCGAAAUGGGAGAAGCGAUGUUCUAAAGACGAAGAUUGCAAUUUGCGGGAAGAGGUCUGCAAUGAAGGAAAAUGCUGCAAAAGUGAGUAG
Molecule: messenger RNA, 312 nt
Organism: Caenorhabditis bovis
Lineage: Eukaryota; Metazoa; Nematoda; Chromadorea; Rhabditida; Rhabditidae
Source: the annotation of a GenBank genome assembly